AACCUCCUGGCGCUGACGCUAGGUCGUUAGGUUGGCAACCACGUUGCCGACAUUUUAUGCAAGAAUUACGUUGUGCUUGUGAUGCGAUCGGAAAGUUAGCGGCUUCUUCUCCAAGGUCUUCAACAACGAAUUGUACGAUGCAGAUUUGCGCGAUACCACGUCACCGUCCGUCACGUACGUUCAGUGUGGUAGCUGACACGAUACACAUUUGUUAGAUUCUCAACGCGGUCGCCGAGCGUGCAGUUUCAGCAGUUAACGACUUUCCCGCCUCUCGAGAUUAAAAAGACAAUGGGAAAACAAAGUACAAUGGCUAUCACUCCAGUGUCCAAGCGUGUGACACGUCUGAGAGCUCGUGAACAAUCUGUGAGGACUGCGUCCUCGCAAAGGAUCCUCACAAAGGACCCUACACCCAAGAAAGUUGUCACCCGUAAACAAUCUGUGAGGACUGCGUCCUCGCAAAGGAUCCUCACAAAGGACCCCACACCCAAGAAAGUUGUCACCCGUAAACAAUCUGUGAGGACUGCAUCCUCGCAAAGAAUCCUCACAAAGGACCCCACAUCCAAGAAAGUUGUCACCCAUAAACAAUCUGUGAGGACUGUGUCCUCGCAAAGGAUCCUCACAAAGGAUCUCAAGAAAGUUGUCACUAUUAAUACAAAGGAUAUUAAUGUUAGUGCAAAAGACAAAAGUUUGCAUGUACCACAAGAAAAUGUAUCUCUAAGAAACACUCGAACGCCAUUACUACGUUUACGUCCUCGUCGAAAUAAAAAAAAUUACUGCGAGAACUCAAAGUUGCUGCAGCAGUAUAUUUCGCCGGAACAGCAGGACAGUAGGGUGAUACUGGAGAAGAUACAUUUGAAAGAUGACAAAAAAGUGCCGGUGUACAAAGCUGUAGAACCUUCUGAGAAAUCCUUGGAAGACAAGAAUGAUGUAUAUGACUUCAAGUUUGACUUGAAUGACGCGAGAGAGAAAGCUAGCAAGAAAAGAAAAAGGAACGUUAACAAAGAGAAGGAAAGAAAUGUUAACAAACCGACCAAGAAAACGACGCGUAAGAAAGUUACUGCACGAACGAAAGCAAUUGACCGUGAGAUAAUAGAAUCUGCUAAACCCGCUGGAAAUCUGCCGAUGAAGAUUGCACAGGGCGAUACUUCAGAAAUUCCAGGUACAAAAUCGACAAAGAAAGACAGCGCGAAGAAAAUUGAAACAAAAAUAGAUACGGAUAUUCGGCCAGUGGACGAAUCGAUGAACAAAGAUACUGAAAAAGAAAUCGAGCCGCCGAGAAUAGAGGUAGAUCUUCAGACGAUAGAAGAGACCGAGCCACCAAGAAUAGAGGCAGAUAUUCAUAUGACAGAAGAGUUUGAGCCACCAAGAAUAGAGGCAGGUACUCAGAUGAUAGAAGAGUGGAGUUCAGCAGAUGAAGAUGAUGCGGAAGCACCGAGAGCAAACACAAAUAUUCACAAUCAAACAACUUUACCUGGCACGUAUAUAAAACAAGUUGGAAAGGAGAAUGCGGGCAAGCCGAGAGUUGUAUCUAUCGAAAACGCGAAUAAUAUUAUAGUCACCAAAUCCCCAUCCAAUAGAACUGGAGAUUCGCAGCCCUUUCGACCAAAGAGUAUAUUUGAUAAUAAAAUCUCGUUGAAGGAACCGAACAACACGUUGAGAUGCUCCUUGAUGAAAACUUUGUCGCCCAUCCAGAAGAGCACGGCAGAAACCGAGAUUGAUUUUAGCAGUCCGUGGCGACCUCCGACGUUAAUGUUUUCUCAAACCAAACACUUUAUUCAGAGUACACCGUAUAAGAUCCAUGAAACGAAGACAGUAAAUAAGGGAUUAAAUAAGAAGAGCGUGGAAACGAAUAAGGAGAACGUGGAAAUGAAUAGGGAUGAGAAUGAAAACAUGGAAAUGGAUAAAGAAAAUAUGGACACGAAUAAGGAGAAUAAAGGCGGAAGGGACAAAGAAAACAAAAAGAAGAUCGUCGGUCUUCGCAAAAAGCACGCAAUUCAAAGGAAACUUUCAGUUUCGGAGAAUCAGUCGCCAGAGAAAGUUAAAGCGGCAGUUGCGAGCAAGCCUGUUGCACAACCUGCCAGAGUGUCUCUAGGAGAAAUCAAGAAUUUGUUACAAAGACCGAAUGUUAACGGGGAUAACAAGCAGACGGUGGAUCAGGCGCAUGCUGAAGUUGACAAAUUACACUUGGAGCAGAGGAAGCUUCCAGUGUCGGAGAAUCGGCCUCCGAGGAAAAUUAAAGUGGCAAGCAAGCCUGCCAGGGUAUCUCUAGGAGAAAUAAAGAAUUUAUUACAAGGACCGAAUGGGGAUAACAAACAGACGGUAGAUCAGGCGGAUGCUGAAGUUGACAAAUCGCACGUAGAGCCGAGGAAUAAGCAACUCUUGGAUGUUCUCAAUUUUUCCGACACAUUUGACGUCUUGUCUGAAAGUGAGAAGCUAUCAAAUAUUGGAAAUGACGCUCCAUUGUUUAUGGAUUUAGAACCCUCACAUUUUUCGAAGCCGGCCCAACAUUCAUACAGAAGAAAACGUGCCGUGAAGUUUGAUCUUCAUUCGGAAGAUAGCGAUGAGGAAGAGAAUGAAAACGUUAAAUUACCGCCGAAGAAAAAGAAACUUACGAAAUUAGAGAAAGAGCAAGAGAAGAGGCUAAACGAAUGGGUAAAAACUGUUAACACUACAUUCCAAGAAAUCGAAGAAUAUGACUUGGUGAUUGAGUAAUAUGGAAAGUGAAAUUGUUACGGCAAGAUUAAGGACCUGAAAGAAUUUAAAGCUGAUGAACCGAUCCUCUUUCUUAACUCAGUUUGAAACUAUUUAUUAUAAUGUUAUUUAAUUUCAGAUCUCAUCUUUUAUUUGGAUUUUUUUUGCAUGCACGAAAUUUUAUUUAUAAGAGGAUAAUUUCAUGUAUGAUGAUUUUAAUUUUAAAACUAUUGGUUCAGAGAAAGCAAAGGUUCUCAUAUUUCAUUAUCACAAGUCCUAUUAAAAUUUUAUAAAAAUCUUUAAAAAAAAUUGUCAUAUUGUAUUUUUAUGGGAAGUGUAGGAUAAUUUUUAUGAUUGUACAAUAAUAGAUAUUAAACUUUCAUAUAUUAUUCAUGACGUAAUAGUUAUAUAUGGCAUAACGAGAUAUAAAAAUAAUAUAAUAGUUAUAGAUGGAAGCGUACAAUUUAUUUAAGACCAUACUAAAUCAGUAUGUUAUGAUAUUAAUAUGUUGUAUAUAAUAAAAUAUUUUUGAAGUUAUA
This is a messenger RNA of Wasmannia auropunctata (little fire ant), 3230 nucleotides long. RefSeq lists its product as uncharacterized. NCBI's taxonomy places the organism in Eukaryota, Metazoa, Arthropoda, Insecta, Hymenoptera, Formicidae. The record is from RefSeq and is a predicted model, not a curated record. Bases 289 to 2712 code for a protein of 807 amino acids. The transcript has 3 exons.